Yamadazyma jaroonii is the source of this 1590-nucleotide messenger RNA. NCBI's taxonomy places the organism in Eukaryota, Fungi, Ascomycota, Pichiomycetes, Serinales, Debaryomycetaceae. The record is from the annotation of a GenBank genome assembly.
AUGAGUAAUAUCGAUGAUGUCCCAGUUGAAGUUUCCAAAGUCUUUGAUACCAUCUUGGUCUUAGAUUUUGGAUCUCAAUAUUCUCAUUUAAUCACUAGACGUUUGAGAGAAUUCAACGUUUAUGCUGAAAUGUUACCAUGUACCCAAAAAAUUUCUGAAUUAUCAUGGACUCCAAAAGGUAUUAUUUUAAGUGGAGGUCCUUAUUCUGUUUACGAAGAAGGUUCUCCUCAUGUUGAUCAUGACAUUUUCAAAUUAGGAGUUCCAAUCUUAGGUAUUUGUUACGGUAUGCAAGAAUUAGCUUGGAUCAAUGGUAAAGGUGUUGCUAGAGGUGAUAAAAGAGAAUAUGGUCCAGCUACUUUAAAUGUUGAAGAUCCUUCAUGUGAAUUAUUUAAAGAUGUUGAUCAUUCUCAAGUUUGGAUGUCUCAUGGUGAUAAAUUACAUGCUUUACCAACUGGUUACAAAAUUGUUGCAACUUCAGAUAACUCUCCAUUUGCUGGUAUUGCUCAUGAAACUGAAAAAAUUUUCGGUAUUCAAUUCCACCCUGAAGUUACUCACUCAGUUAAAGGUAAAACUAUCUUAAAAAACUUUGCUAUCAGCAUUUGUCAAGUUAAUGCCAACUGGUCAAUGGAAAAUUUCGUUGAUACUGAAAUUGCUAGAAUUAAAAAAUUAGUUGGUCCAACUGCUGAAGUUAUUGGUGCCGUUUCCGGUGGUGUUGAUUCUACCGUUGGUGCUAAAAUCUUACACGAAGCCAUUGGUGAUAGAUUCCAUGCCAUUUAUGUUGAUAAUGGUUUAAUGAGAAAAAACGAAACUGAAAGUGUUUAUCAAACUUUAACUGAAGGUUUAGGUAUCAAUUUAACUGUUGUUGAUGCUACUGAUAAAUUCUUAGGUAGAUUAAAGGGAAUCACUGAUCCAGAAAAGAAAAGAAAGAUCAUUGGUAACACUUUCAUUCAUGUUUUUGAAGAAGAAGCUGCUAAAAUCACUCCUAAAGAUGGUCAAGAAAUUGAAUAUUUAUUACAAGGUACUUUAUAUCCUGAUGUUAUUGAAUCUAUCUCAUUCAAAGGUCCUUCUCAAACCAUUAAAACUCAUCACAAUGUUGGUGGUUUAUUAGAAGAUAUGAAAUUGAAAUUAAUUGAACCUUUAAGAGAAUUAUUCAAAGAUGAAGUCAGACAUUUAGGUGAAUUAUUAGGAGUUCCUCAUGAUUUAGUCUGGAGACAUCCUUUCCCAGGUCCAGGUUUAGCUAUUAGAGUUUUAGGUGAAAUUACUCCUGAACAAUUAAAAAUUGCUAGAGAAGCUGAUUUCAUCUUUAUUGAAGAAAUUAAAAAAGCUGGUAUCUAUAAGGAAAUCAGUCAAGCUUUCGCUGCUUUAUUACCUGUCAAAUCUGUUGGGGUUAUGGGUGAUCAAAGAACUUAUGAACAAGUUAUUGCUUUAAGAGCUAUUGAAACUGUUGAUUUCAUGACUGCUGAUUGGUAUGUCUUUGAAGCUAGUUUCUUAAAGAGAGUCGCUUCUAGAAUCGUUAAUGAAGUUGAUGGGGUUGCUAGAGUCACUUAUGAUAUUACUUCUAAACCUCCAGCAACUGUUGAAUGGGAAUAG